Molecule: messenger RNA, 2498 nt
Organism: Staurois parvus
Lineage: Eukaryota; Metazoa; Chordata; Amphibia; Anura; Ranidae
Source: the annotation of a GenBank genome assembly
AUGUCCAAAAAUAAGUCAAAAUCACGGUCAGGGUCAUCCCGCUCUGUAUCUCGAUCAAGAUCUCGCUCAUUCUCUAAAUCACGGUCACGUUCAAGGUCUGUUUCACACUCAAGAAAACGCAGGCACAGUUCUCGAUCUCGCUCAAGAUCUUAUUCGCCUGGAUAUAGUAGAGAGAGCGAAAUUAUCCAAGAGUUUAUCAAAAUCGUGACUUCAGAGGGCAUAACAGAGGUUAUAGAAGACCAUACUAUUUCCGCAAUCGUGGAAGAGGAUUUUAUCCACGGGGUCAGCAUAAUCGCGGUGGAUAUGUAAAUUAUCGCCCUAACUGGCAGAAUUACAACCGUCAACAAUAUAGUCCCCGUAGGGGUCGGUCUCGUUCCCGCUCCCCAAAAAGGAGAUCACUCUCUCCUAGGUCCAGGAGUCGCUCAAGAAACUCAGACAAAUCCUCCUCUGAUCGCUCCAGGAGGUCUUCAUCCUCUAGGUCUUCCUCCAAUCACAGUAGAGUGGAGACUAAACGUAAAUCAAAAAAGGAGAAGAAAAGUCAUUCAAAGGAUCAAAGAAGUUCUGUCCAAGCAACAGAUGAUGACUCGAAGGAACAAUCUGCAUUGGUCGCUGAUAAUGAUGAUAAAACAGAAGGUGGCAAGAUAUGGCAGGAUAUGGAAGCUUACGAUACAAGUCCUUUACCCCACCACAGUCCUGAAGAACGUGCACCAACAGUUAAAAGCUCUGUGCAGUCUGUAGUGGUGAGACGCUGCUCUCCCAGGCCAAGUCCAGGGCAAAAACCAAGUCCUUCUUCCCCCUCUGUUUUACAGAGUGGUGGCAAUUUCAGGUCAUCUCGCCAGAGUCCUUUUGAACACAGCUUGAGCCCACCUAGAAAGAGUCCUAUGACCAAGAGCCCACCCACAAUGGGUUCGCUCUAUGGAAAUCAAAAAGAAGAGGGCAGAUCUGGAGAGUUGACUGCACCAAUUGGCACUGGAUAUAAAAGGUUUAUGGAAGAACAGAAAAACAAGGCAUCAGAACUAGAAAAAGAAAAUGGGAAAGAAAAACUGUCUAAUUUGGAGAAAAUGAAGGAUCGUAGCAGUCCUACUGAUUUUGCUAUGAGUGAGUUGGAAAGGGCUUAUAAAAAAAGCAUAUCCCCAAAGCGCUAUAAGAUGAAAGAGGAUAUGGAAAAAUUAAAGUUGGCUGAAUUGAGAUACGCAAAGGAGGAACUUGAACUGGAGAAAAAGGGAAGAACAAGGAAAGAUUCUGAUAGUGAUUCCAAGAAUCAAGACCCAUACGAUCCCGCAAAGUGGGAAGAGCUGUCUUUCAUACCAAGCGCUAAGGAGAAGCGAAAAAAAUCAGAAGAUACAGAUGAUGAAAUCUAUAUGGAAAAGUCUAAGAAAGAAGAGAAAGGUACAAAGUCUAGUCAUAAAGCAUUUCUACCUGAAAAAAACUUCAGAGUUACAAACUUUAAGGCUUCUAAAGAGAAAAGUGAAUCCCCACCGCCUAGAAAAUCAGAGAGCAAAGAGAAGCUUUUAUCCAAAGAAGAUUUGUCCUUCUCAAAAUCAAAUUUUUCAGUUAGUCGGGAAACAGGUCCUAGUCUCCGAAUGGAUUCCUUUGAUGAGGAUCUGGCACGCCCAAGUGGAAUAAUGGCUCAUGAGAGAAAAUUAUCUCGAGAUCUUGUCCACAGCAGUAAGAAGGAUCAGGAGUUUAAGUCCAUUUUUCAACACAUCCAGUCCGCACAGCCCCAGCGCAGUCCAUCUGAGCUGUUUGCACAACAUAUUGUGACCAUUGUCCAUCAUGUUAGAGAACAUCAUUUUGGUCCAACAACGGUGACAUUGAGUGAGCGUUUCUCAAGCUACCUAAAGAAAACAAAGGAGCAGGAGCCUUCAAAAUCUCGAAAGAGUCCAGAAAUUCACAGGAGAAUUGACAUUUCUCCCAGUGCUUUUAGAAAACAUGGAUUUAUGCAGGAGGAGACAAAACACACAAAAGAAGGCAGCCACAAGGGGGAAGGCAAAUACAGAGAGGAGCCUUCUGAUCUGCGGCAGGAUAUUGAGCGCCGCAAAAAACAUAAGGACAAGCGUGACCAUUCCAGGGACUCUGGAGAUUCUCGAGAUUCCAGUCGAUCCAGAGAGAGGUCACCUGAAAAACCAGAGAAGACAAGGAAGUCCUCAAAAAAACACAAGAAGCACAGGAAAGUGCGGGAGCGUUCUCGUUCUUCCUCUUCUUCCUCACGUUCCUCCCAUUCCAUGCGAGCACCACCGGCAACAGAAGAAUUCCCUGCUGAAAGCGAGGAUAAAGAGGAGAGCUCUGCACGUUUAGGAAACAAGGAUUUCCAAGGAGCCAGUGAUAGAGGACGAGCAAGGGGAACCUUUCAAUACAGGACCAGAGGGACAAGACCUUGGGGCAGAGGUGCAUUUCCAGGAAAUAACAACAACAACAAUAAUGAUUUCCAGAAACGAAGCAACCGGGAAGAGGAAUGGGAUCCAGAGUAUACACCCAAAAGCAAAAAGUAUUACCUG